Mitosporidium daphniae is the source of this 651-nucleotide messenger RNA. RefSeq lists its product as uncharacterized. Gene Ontology annotation, biological process: DNA-templated transcription. The transcript has 2 exons. The record is from RefSeq and is a predicted model, not a curated record. Lineage: Eukaryota; Fungi; Microsporidia. The coding region runs from base 1 to 651 and encodes 216 amino acids. Gene Ontology annotation, molecular function: DNA binding.
AUGUCCACCACCGGUAUCAUGUCCCCUUCUUUGCCAAAAGAUACAUUGAAACCCCCUUGCAUUCCUAAAAAGAAAAGGGAGCGAAAUCACGAAAACCCCGCAAAAAGCAUAUACACCAUCACUUCGUACAAAAAUCAGCAUGGCCCUCAUGCAGGAACUCCUUUUUUAAUCACAGACUCUUCUGCUGUAGACCCCUCAAUCUCACUUGAAGUGCAUCGGCACAAAAAUGCUGCACGAAAACCAAACCAUUGGAAAGUCACGGCAUCAACGCCAUUUGUAAAGUAUGAAACACACAGCCAAGGUCAUGCGCCAUCUUUUGCCACCAAGCAUGCGAUUGCGGUCGUGGAUAACAAUACGAAAUCAAUUCAAUGGGUGGAGCCGCAGUUUUUCCAGCUUUCCACAACGCCUUUAAGCAUCAAGAAGAUAGAUCCUUUGACACUUUCGGCCGCUUCAAUUGUCAAUGCAGAUGCAGCGCGCAUUGCCAAUACUCUGGGCCAGUCAUUUGGUACUAGAAAAAAAAUACAAGCCAUUAAAUCAAAGGAGAGAGACGUUGUUCGCCUAGACAUGAUAUCCACCGCAGAAUCGUCCUCCAUCAAUGCAUCUAUCGAUACAAAGGUUAAAAAGAGGCCAAGCAAACCGCCUACAAGCUAA